AUGCGGGAGGAAUGGGAGAGCAAGCUCAAGAAGCUGCUCGGUGAGGAGCUCCUGGUGAUGCGGCUGGAUGUGCUGCAAAGGCAGCAGCAGCUGCAGCAGAUGCAGUUCGCGGAGCAUCUUCGAGCCGUCAAGAUGAUGCUCGAAGAGCACCAGCGACCGGAGGACUCAGCUCCUGCCACGGCUCGUGGCCGGGCCGAGUCCAGGGGUGGCUCCAAGGAGAGCAGCCCGCGCAAGGGGCGCAGCGAGUCGCCAGUCAAGGUGACCCGGAGUCGGGCGCGGCGCUACACCUGGCACAACCAGUCGGCCAGCGGCAGCCCUGCGAAGACGGCGGAACGCUCCUCGCUUUUGAAGCUGCCUGCUGAGUCCCUGCGGAGCGUCGUGCGAGCAACUCAGGCGGUGAGGUCUCCGAUCCGUUUCGCGGAUGACUCGUCGGUGACCCCGUCGGCGCGCGCUGCAGCGCUUGCGGCGGCGGCCAUGCGAAGCGAGAAGGAGGCUGCCUCAAGGAAUGCUUCCCCUGUCCACAGCCCGAACACCAAGGAGGAUGCGGAUGUCGAGUCCAGGUCGGCCAGGAGCGAGGAGAACGAGAAGUGGAAGCAGAAUUGGACCCGACAGAUGCGAGCCAGACUGAGCAGCCAGCUGGGCGACUUGGGCCCUAGCAAGAACAAGACCAAGGGCGGCGUGACCCGCUCCAUGUCGAAGUUCAUCGGUGCCGACACCUCGGCCCGGCACCGGCAGACCCUGGCGCAGAUGUACCAGGUGCAUCCACCAAAGACGAAGCUAGAGCAGCUGGUGGAUGGCACGGCUUUCCAGCUGGCCGUCGGCUUCAUCAUCUUCGCCAAUGCAGUCUUCAUUGGCAUCAUGACCGACGUGAGCAUGCAGAACGUGCUGGCCACGCCGCAAAGAGGAGAUCCCACGUGGUUCCACAUGGUGAACCAAAUCUUCGUCGGGAUGUUUGUCGCGGAGGUCUUGAUUCGCCUGGCAGCCAAAAGGCUGGACUUCGUGUAUGGCAUCGAUUGGAAGUGGAACAUCUUCGACUUCUUGCUGGCUGCGUACUGCCUUUCCGAGGAGCUUCUGACGGGCUUCAGCAUUACCUACACGCGCCUGCUCCGGGGCUUCCGCAUGGUCCGGGUGCUGAGGGUCAUCCGCGUCAUGCGUCUCUUCCGAGAGCUCCGGCUCAUGGUUUGCUCCAUCAUCCAGUCCAUGGUGUCCCUAUCCUGGGCAUUGAUGCUCCUGCUGCUGAUCAUGUACCUCUUCACCAUCAUCUUCAUGCAUGGAGCCACACUGUACUUCCAGCAGGACACUGGCAAGGAGGACGUGCGGCACUCCCUUGAGGCGUGGUAUGGAACCGUCCCCCGCUCGAUGUACUCGCUGCUGCUGGCCGUCACUGGAGGUGAAGACUGGUAUCAGAUUGCCGAGCCGUUGGGUGACAUCAACUGGCUGUACCAGAUCCUCUUCGCCUUCUACGUCCUCUUCGUGGUGAUUGGCGUCCUGAACGUGCUGACCAGUGCAUUCGUUCAGCGCGCCUGCGAACUGUCACGGCUGGAUCGGGACUUGGCCAUCCAGUCCGAGCUGGUGUCUGACGAGUCCUUCGUGGCUGAGAUGAAGAGCAUCUUCGAGGAGGUCGACGCAGAGGGCACCGGAUGCAUCGACUGGGAGCAGUUCCGGUCCUUCAUUCACAACGAGCACGUACAGGCCUACUUCGCCACGCAGCAGCUGGACACGUCGGAUGCCCGAGAGCUCUUCAACCUCCUGGACCAAGACGGUGACGGAGAGGUCUACAUCGAGGAGUUCAUCCUCGGCUGCAAGAAGCUUCGGGGCCAAGCAAAGAGCUCGGAUGUCGCGACCCUCCUCCGGGAGAGUAAGAAGGCAAACAGCAAGUCGAUGCGCGCCAUGCGGAAGCUGGAGGAGAGACUCAUAGCCAUCUGCAACGGCUUUCAGGGCCUGGGCAUCGUGAUUCCGGAGAACAGCCAGUGGAUGGGCUCACCCUCCAGCUGCCGAUCAUAUGCUCGGAGCGUGAUCUCGCGCUCUCGCUCUCGACGGAUACUUCGUGGCACCUCUGCCGGGGCCUGCUUGGACUACCUCGGUGUACUUUUGGGGUUUAGGGUUUAG
Messenger RNA from Symbiodinium natans, 2109 nucleotides. Lineage: Eukaryota; Dinophyceae; Suessiales; Symbiodiniaceae. The record is from the annotation of a GenBank genome assembly.